This is a messenger RNA of Tripterygium wilfordii, 2871 nucleotides long. RefSeq names its product 3-phosphoinositide-dependent protein kinase B-like. The coding region runs from base 545 to 2710 and encodes 721 amino acids. The transcript is spliced from 3 exons. The record is from RefSeq and is a predicted model, not a curated record. Gene Ontology annotation, molecular function: protein kinase activity; ATP binding. Lineage: Eukaryota; Viridiplantae; Streptophyta; Magnoliopsida; Celastrales; Celastraceae. Gene Ontology annotation, biological process: protein phosphorylation.
GCAGAGUCCCUAAGAAAACGGACUUGUUCAACGGUUUCAGUUUCUCUUUUUCUCUCCCUAAAUAGAAAAAACAACAAUCCAAACAUAAAUAUAGCUGACUAAACAAAGACAAACACAGAGAAAAUUACAGAGUCUCAGAUGUUCCAUGAAUAUCUGCAGACCUAGAUAGGUGGGUGCAGAACCUGACAAUACCCACCUUCAAGUUUCCUUCCUCUUGUAAUUUUUGUUCUGGUUCUUGGAAUUUUGGUUCAGGUGUUUAUUACCACAAAAAAAGGUCAGCUAGCUUGUGUAAUGCAAUUUGUCUAUUGUUAUUCAUUUUUUUUUCAUUUUCAGUUCUUCAAUAUCCAUGGAUUGGCUGCUGAUCAGCUUGGAGAGGGGCCCUGAUUUAUGUGCAUUUGUUUUGAGGGGAUUUCGCCAUUUUUGCCACGGAGGGAAGCGGCUGCAGGCCCUGGUUUUUUGAGUGUUGUUGAUUGAGGAUUAAACAAUACCUAUUUGUUUAUUGAGAGUAUUUUGGGUUUGCUUUUCUGCUUGUUUUUUUGAUAUCAUGGAGCAAUACCGUCAAAUAGGCGAGGUUCUGGGAAGCCUGAAGGCUCUGAUGGUCUUGCAAGAUGAUAUUCAGAUCAAUCAGCGGCAGUGUUGUUUGCUUCUUCACAUUUUCUCUUUGGCAUUUAGUUUUAUCGCAGAGGGAAUCAAACAGAAUCUGAAACUAGAAGAGAGGAACACCAAGUGGAAAGUCCUUGAACAGCCUUUGAGGGAGCUUCACAGGGUCUUCAAAGAAGGAGAACUCUAUGUGAGGUAUUGCUUGGAUAACAAAGAUUGGUGGGGCAAAGCAAUCAGCUUCCAUCAGAAUAAAGACUGUGUUGAGUUUCACAUUCACAAUUUGCUAUCUUACUUCCCGACUGCAAUCGAGGCCAUUGAGACUGCUGGGGAGAUCGCGGGACUCGAUUCUGAGGAGAUGCAAAGGAGGAGAGUUGUGCUAGCGAAAAAAUAUGAUAAAGAGUGGAAUGACCCUAAACUCUUUCAGUUAAGAUUUGGGGAGGAGUAUUUAGUCCCUCGAGAUAUUUGUAGCCAAUUUGAGAGUGCUUGUAGGGAAGAUAAAUGGCUUCUGGUGGAAGCCAUCAAAGAGAAAAGAAAUUCAGGAUCCCUCACAAAGAAUGAGAUGCAGUUUGGCGACCUACUGCUCAAGAAACUAAAUGGGUCAGAGCAGUAUAAUGGGAAGCUUUUCCCAAGUUCAAUCCUACUUGGAGCUAAGGAUUACCAAGUAAGACGGCGACUAGGAGGGGGAAGCCAUCAUAAGGAAAUCCAAUGGAUGGGGGAGAAUUUUGUUAUGAGGCACUUCUUUGGGGAGAUUGAACCUUUGAAUUCUGAGAUUCCUAUCCUUCUUUCGCUUUCUCAUCCACAUAUACUACAAUACCUUUUCGGGUUCUAUAAUGAGGAAAAGAAAGAAUGUUUUCUUGUGAUGGAGUUGAUGAACAAGGAUCUCUUAUCCUACAUGAAAGAGAAUACUAGCCCUAGGAGGAGGAUUUUGUUCUCUCCCCCAGUUGUAGUUGAUCUCAUGCUUCAGAUUGCAAGAGGCAUGGAAUAUCUUCACUCCCGAAAGAUCUAUCAUGGAGAUUUAAACCCUUCUAACAUCCUACUUAAAUCAAGAAACUCCUCCCAAGGUUAUGUUCAUGCGAAAAUAUCUGGAAUCGGAUUAAAAUCUGCUAAGAAUCAUACUUCUCGAUACUCACCAUCUUCCCAAACUGAGACCAACCCUGUAAUUUGGUAUGCACCAGAAGUUCUGGCUGAGAAAGAAAAGAUAGAAAGGCCCUCCUCUUCCAAGUACACAGAAAAAGCUGAUGUAUACAGUUUUGGGAUGCUAUGUUUUGAGCUUUUGACUGGGAAAGUUCCUUUUGAAGAUGGGCAUCUUCAAGGAGACAAGAUGAGUCAAAAUAUAAGAGCAGGAGGGAGGCCGCUCUUCCCAUUUCCUUCACCAAAAUAUCUAGUGAACUUAACCAAAAAGUGCUGGCAAACAGAUCCCUGUCAGCGCCCAAACUUUUCAUCUAUAUGUCGGGUUCUACGCUACAUCAAGAAAUUCCUGACAAUGAAUCCUGACAACGGUCAGCCUGAUAUGCUGUCACCGCCUGUUGAUUAUUCUGAAUUAGAGGCAGCUUUUCUAAAGAAGUACUCUACGGAGACCAGCGUUGAUCUAGCUUCAGUCUCACAAAUUCCAUUUCAAAUGUUUGCUUAUAGACUUGCUGAGAAAGAGAGAACUUCUGCCAGCUUUAAGGAGAGGAACUUUGAACCGGCAAGGGAAGUAGCCUCAACUAAUGGAGAUGAAUUUUUUUCUGUGGUGGAAGAUCCAGUUAUUACGUCGAAUGAUACAAAGUCAGUCUAUUCUGAUGUAAGGUCAGUUUGUACAAUUGAUGUGUUGUCAGCCAUCUCCGAGGUCCCAGAAAAGAAAAUUCAGUCUGAUACAAGGUCAGUUUGCUCCGAGGCUCCAGACAAGAAAACGCUUUUAAUGAAGAAGCCGAAGCCUAUCAAUGUGAACCUCAAGGGCAAAAAGAGUUCAGGGACACAGAGAGCGCAAUCGGCAAAACCACCUCCAUUUAGUCCUUGUGGCCGGAGUUUUAACCGAGCAAAGCCCUCACCCUUGGUACUGAGCCCCAUGAGCUCUGACAGGAGGAGAAGAUCUGCUCAAGUUUUUGUCUCAGAUUCUGAGAGAUCCUAGCAUUUUAGUUCAAUUUGUCAUUCUUAGAACACUUGGGUUUUGGUACUUGGAAUUUUGUCCCAAAAGUGUUUCUUAUGCAGUAUAUAAAACUGUUGUUCUAUUACUUGUUUAAAACUUUCUUCAGUUUCAAAAGCAAAGAGCACAUUCAUAUUUUCUUGCAA